AUGAGAGUUAUUAUUCAAAGAGUAAAGAAUGCUAUAUUGAGAGUCAAAAAAGAGCCUAUUCAUGAAAAUGAAAAUAAAAAUGAAUUAGAAGUAUUUAGUAAAAUAAAUGAAGGAUUAAUUUGUUUUAUUGGAAUUCAUAGAGAUGAUACAUGGAAAGAUGCAUUAUAUAUAAUUAAAAAAUGUUUAAAUUUAAGAUUAUGGUCAAAUAAUGAUAAAAGUUGGGAUAAAAGUGUAAAAGAUUUAGACUAUGAAAUAUUGCUUGUUUCUCAAUUUACACUAUUUGCAAACACAAAGAAAGGAAGUAAACCCGAUUUUCAUUUAGCUAAAGAAUCUAAUGAAGCUUUAAUUUUUUUUAAUAAAAUAGUUGAAGAAUUUGUAAAGGAAUACAAACAAGAAAAAAUAAAAACUGGAAAAUUUGGAUGCCAUAUGAAUAUUGAAGUUACUAAUGAUGGACCUGUUACUAUUUUUAUUGAUAGUCAUGAUAUUAGUUUAAAUAAAUAA
Messenger RNA from Plasmodium gallinaceum, 501 nucleotides. RefSeq names its product D-tyrosyl-tRNA(Tyr) deacylase, putative. The transcript has a single exon. Lineage: Eukaryota; Apicomplexa; Aconoidasida; Haemosporida; Plasmodiidae. Gene Ontology annotation, molecular function: D-tyrosyl-tRNA(Tyr) deacylase activity. Gene Ontology annotation, biological process: tRNA metabolic process. The record is from RefSeq and is a predicted model, not a curated record. Bases 1 to 501 code for a protein of 166 amino acids. Gene Ontology annotation, cellular component: cytoplasm.